AUGAGCCACGUUCAGUGCACUAACCAGGUGUUAGCAAAAACAAUUGAGUCGCUUCUCAACGGCCCCAAGUUUGCCGUUGUGUACUGUGGCAACCUGCAGUACAAAGUGUCUGUGGGCGACGUUAUCGCGGUGCAGCGGCUCCGUGCGGAGAUUGGGAGUUGCAUUGCGCUCAAGAAGGUGCUGAUGGUCGGUGGCCCCCGCUUCACGGCGAUUGGCCGUCCGCUACUGACAGGCGUGCGCGUGACGGCGGAUGUGGAGGAGCAGAAGCGGAUGCGCAACAUUGUGUCGCUUUUUGCUACGCCUGGCCGUCGGCGUGUGCGGUGGGUGGAUGCGCCACAUGCCGCUACAAUUCUUCGCAUACGUGAAAUUCAGUACGCACCGCAGGUGGCAGGGGAACUGGAUAAAUACAACGGCAUGCUGUUGAAUGACUUUGCGCCGGAGAAGCACACAAAUCCUGUGUACACAGCAGAUGAUGGCUUUGACGUAUUUAGAAAGCGGGAUAAGGAAGCGGUGGAGAACGCCAGUGCCUUCCUGGACCUCAUGCGGUAA
Messenger RNA from Trypanosoma cruzi, 549 nucleotides. RefSeq lists its product as uncharacterized. Gene Ontology annotation, cellular component: ribosome; mitochondrial large ribosomal subunit. NCBI's taxonomy places the organism in Eukaryota, Euglenozoa, Kinetoplastea, Trypanosomatida, Trypanosomatidae. The record is from RefSeq and is a predicted model, not a curated record. The coding region runs from base 1 to 549 and encodes 182 amino acids. The transcript has a single exon. Gene Ontology annotation, biological process: translation. Gene Ontology annotation, molecular function: structural constituent of ribosome; RNA binding.